This is a messenger RNA of Danio aesculapii, 1518 nucleotides long. RefSeq lists its product as uncharacterized. Gene Ontology annotation, biological process: DNA recombination; DNA integration. The record is from RefSeq and is a predicted model, not a curated record. Gene Ontology annotation, molecular function: DNA binding. The transcript is spliced from 5 exons. Bases 94 to 1221 code for a protein of 375 amino acids. Lineage: Eukaryota; Metazoa; Chordata; Actinopteri; Cypriniformes; Danionidae.
AGUGAGUGUGUGUCAUCCCAUGCUCUCCGAACUUUGAGUGAAGCAAAAUGGAAUUCUCCACAGCUUCUUCCAUUUGCAGAAGAUGUGAAAAAAAUGCACCAAUAUCUUGACAGCCAUAGUAAGGAGUCUCAAACAAAACUUGAACAAGAACCAAGUAGCAAACACUGGGCAGAACUUGCAAAAGUGACACUCUGUCAGGUGAUACUUUUUAAUCGUAGAAGGGAAGGAGAGGUAUCCAAGAUGUCCCUUAAUUCUUUCAUAUUGAGGGAUACCUCAUCGACUCAUCCAGAUGUAGAGCUUGCCCUGACAGACCUUGAAAAGUCACUUUGCAAGCACUUCCAGAGAAUUGAAAUACGAGGUAAACGUGGACGUAAGGUCCCCAUUCUUCUCACACCUGAUAUGGUGACAUCGAUGGAGUUACUCGUCAAGACUCGCCGUAACUGUGAUGUUCUGGAUGAGAAUGUAUUCAUGUUUGCAAGACCAAACGCAAUGAGCCAUUUCAGAGGAUCAGACAUUGUUCGAUAUGUAGCUCGCAGCUGUGGAGCACAAUCUCCAGAAGCACUGUCCUCAACUAGAUUGCGAAAGCAUAUGGCAACAAUGUCCAAAGUACUGAACUUAAAAGAUAAUGAAAUGGACGAUAUUGCUAACUUCCUAGGACAUGACAUCAGAGUCCAUCGCCAAUACUAUAGACUACCUGAAGGUACCUUACAGUUGGCAAAGAUAAGCAAAGUACUUAUGGCUAUGGAGCGAGGACAACUAAAUUAUUUCAAAGGAAAGAAUCUCGAUGAGAUCGAGAUUGAUCCACAAGAAAAAAUACAGAUGGACAGUGAUGAAUCGGACUCUGACACCGAAAUAACUGAAAAGGCUGCUUCACCUUCAAAUUCUGCAGACAAAUCAAAGAAGUCUACUGCUGGAGUUGGACAAAAGAAAACUACACAACCAGCUAAAGGAAAGAAAGUUAAAAAACGGCAGCCAAUGGACUUGGAACAACCAGACACAACAAAGAGAUCUUCGCGAAACCCACGGAAAAAGUGGUCUACAGAGGAGAUCCAAGCGGUAGAAAAAACGUUGCUAACCUGCAUCAAGUCUGGAAGGGUUCCCGGGAAAACACAGUGCGAAGAAUGCAUUAAAUCCUCCCCUGCUGCGCUUCAAGGAAGAAGCUGGGAGGCAGUCAAAUUUUAUGUUAAAAAUCGCAUUGACUCGUUGAAGCGAAAAUUGUAAAAGAAAUGUGAAAUAGCCUUUAACAAGGUUUUGUUGUUAAAGGUAAGAAGUUCCUGUCGCUGUGUUAAGCGAAAAAAUGUUGUGUUGAGUUUUUGGAUUCACAAAAAGACAGUUAUGUUGGUUUGACACUGCACACGUAAGCAGGACAUAAGCAGCGUGUAUUUUUUUUCUGCACACGUUAACAGAUUAGCACACAGAGGCGGAGUAGAAGCAUCAGUGCUGUGAUCGUUUCAGCGUUGAGUCUAUUUUUGCUGCACCGUAUUUCCAAAUUUACUAAAUCUUCUGGCCAAAGCUUAA